AUGUCAGCAGAUAUUUAUGCCAAACCAGAUAUGUCAAAGAAGGUGAGAUACAACAGAAAUGUGCAGGAAGACAAAGAAGAAUGGGAGGAGAGGGAGGUGGAAAUAUACGAGGCUGUAGACGCUAUCGGGGAUGAUCACACUGAUAAUCAGCCACACGGAGGAGGACCGCACACUGAGAGGCAUCCUCCAGCCAUCCAAUGGAGGCCUUUCAGGGCUGCAGCACUCUGUCUGGCAGUGCUCUGCUUUCUGAUGAUAACUGGAAUCAUCAUCCUUUCUGCAUACUAUAAUCUAGUCACUUUGGAGAAAGACCAGCUGCAGACCACAUACGACCAACUGAGCAGCAACUACAGCCAGAUCCAGAGGAAAGUUUCUGAGAAGUGGUGUCCUGACGGAUGGAAGAGAUCUGGAUGCAGUUGUUACUUUAAAUCUGAGGAGAAGAACUAUUGGACUGGAAGCAGAGAUUACUGUCAGAAGAGAGGAGCAGAUCUGGUCGUCAUAAACAAUGAAGAGGAACACAAGUUUGUCACUGAGCUGAGUAAAGAUGGAGAGUACUGGAUAGGUCUAUGGGAAGAACGGAGAAAUGGAGAAUGGGAAUGGGUCGACGGAUCACCGCUGACAGAAACGUGA
This is a messenger RNA of Sander lucioperca (pikeperch), 627 nucleotides long. Its product is annotated as C-type lectin domain family 6 member A-like. The transcript is spliced from 5 exons. Lineage: Eukaryota; Metazoa; Chordata; Actinopteri; Perciformes; Percidae. The coding region runs from base 1 to 627 and encodes 208 amino acids. The record is from RefSeq and is a predicted model, not a curated record.